AUGGAGAAAAUGCCGUUUGCUGUGCUGGACUCUGAGCCGUUCAAAAAGCUGACAAGCCAAAUUUUUUCCGGAUUGGAGAUGAGUCCCAUAACAUCCCGAAAUAUAAUGGAGCACGUGGCGGAAAAAUUUGAAAUUGUCAAGGCAUCGAUUAUAAAGGCAAUGAAGCUAAGAUUAAUUUCCCUCAAGCUUGACAUCGCAUCAAGGCAUAGUAGAGGCAUCUUGGGAGUGAAUGCUCAGUUCUAUGAAAACGAGGCGAUUAAAAUUGUUACACUUGGAAUAAUCGAGCUGAACAAGAAGCAUACCGCCACCAAUCUCAGUGCUGAGAUAGAAAAUAUUUUACAAGAAUUCAGUUUGAUGAAAAACCAAAUUUAUUCAAUUACAUCGGACAAUGGUCGAAACAUAAUAAAAUCCAUUGAGCUUUUGAACGAAGACACCGAUGAUAGCUACGAUGAUGAGGAAGAUGAAUUGGUCCAUCAGGUUAACGUUUUCUCCAUUGCGUCUGUAAAAUGUGCUGCUCACACGCUUCAACUGGCGGUUAGAGACUUCUUUAAAAAUAUUUUUAAUGCUUCUCUAAUUGAUGAAGCUCGCAAGCUGGCGAAGGCAUUGAGGACACCAACCUACAGGCUUUUAAUUUCUAAUGAAGGCUUACCUCAGCCCUUUAUUGACGUUCCUACGAGGUGGAAUUCGACCUUUGAGAUGCUUCAACGCCUUCUCCUGUUUAAAAACUUCAGUGAGAAUAACGUUAGACGAACUAUCACCAACAACAAACUUAAAUUCGUCACAGCCACCUGCGCAUACUUUGGAACAGUCUUCAACAAGCCAGUUCUCGAUCGCGUCGCAGAGCACUUGCUCAUUGUUAAAUGA
This is a messenger RNA of Drosophila innubila, 864 nucleotides long. RefSeq lists its product as uncharacterized. The transcript has 3 exons. NCBI's taxonomy places the organism in Eukaryota, Metazoa, Arthropoda, Insecta, Diptera, Drosophilidae. The coding region runs from base 1 to 864 and encodes 287 amino acids. The record is from RefSeq and is a predicted model, not a curated record.